Molecule: messenger RNA, 6478 nt
Organism: Labrus mixtus (cuckoo wrasse)
Lineage: Eukaryota; Metazoa; Chordata; Actinopteri; Labriformes; Labridae
Gene: esyt1b
Product: extended synaptotagmin-like protein 1b
Exons: 53
Coding region: 183-5702 (1839 amino acids)
Biological process (GO): lipid transport
Molecular function (GO): lipid binding
Source: RefSeq, a predicted model, not a curated record
ACAUAACGGUACUCGUUGCGAAGAGCAAAACUUGUCGUCGGCCACUUCUCCCGAGCCUGCGCUUAGGACUUAUCCAAAUCAGCUACAGAAUCAAAGUCGAUACCGUAAGAUGCGACAUGGACAAACGGUGAACUAAAGGUGACGUUGCAGUAGCCUACAUUUGUUCAGACGAAGAUACCACUAUGCAAAACGACAAGUCGGAACCAAGUGAACCCAAGGGCGCCGUGUGUCCGAGCUCAGGCGAGACCGAGAAGAAAGCGUUGGUCCCCGCGGAGACAGAGGCUCCUCAACCCAAAGGGAUCAGUGCGGUCGCGGUGCUCUGGACCUUCGGGAAAUGCCUGGGAGCCCUGCUGCCUGUUUACCUGGCCGGCUACUAUCGGGUCAGCACCAGCCUGCUGGUGUGUGGGAUGAUGGUCUACACUGGAUGGAAACAUGCCCGAGAAGCCAAAGAGGCACGACUGCAAUCAGCCAUCCAAUUUCUCAGCAACGAGGAGGAGUACACAUCCUCUAAAGUGUCCAAGAUCAGACGAGAUCUUCCUGCAUGGGUCAACUUCCCAGAUGUUGAGAAGGUUGAGUGGCUAAAUAAGGUGCUGCAGCAGGUGUGGCCAUUUGUGGGCCAGUACCUUGAGAAGCUGCUUGUGGAGACCAUUGCUCCAUCCAUCCGAGCCUCCAGCACUCACCUCCAGACCCUUAGCUUCACUAAAGUGGACAUGGGAACCAAGGCCAUGAAGGUUGUCGGGAUCAAGGCACACACAGAGAACGAUAAAGGACAAGUCCUGCUAGAUUUGUAUAUAAGCUAUGUUGGCAAUGUAGAGAUCAAUGUCGAGGUGAAGAGGUACUUCUGCAAAGCUGGAGUCAAAGGAAUACAGCUACAUGGGAUGAUGCGCGUGAUCCUGGAGCCUCUGAUUGGAGAUGUGCCCAUAGUGGGAGCAGUCACCAUGUUUUUCAUCCGUCGGCCUAAACUAGACAUCAAUUGGACUGGACUGACUAAUUUGUUGGACGUUCCUGGACUGAAUGUCAUGUCUGACAGCAUGAUUAUGGAUGCCAUCGCGUCCUUCUUGGUUCUGCCAAACCGCCUAGUUGUCCCUCUGGUUGCAGGCCUGCAUGUGGCUCAACUACGCUCCCCUUUGCCCAGGGGAAUGGUACGCAUUCAUCUACUGGAGGCGCAGAAUCUAGCAGCAAAGGACAGCUAUGUGAAAGGGGUUAUGGCUGGCUUGUCUGACCCCUAUGCCAUAUUGAGGGUUGGCCCCCAGACCUUCACCUCCAAACACGUUGACAACACAGACUCCCCUAAGUGGGAAGAGAUGUAUGAGGUCAUUGUCCAUGAAGUGCCUGGUCAAGAAUUGGAGGUGGAGGUAUAUGACAAAGACCCAGACCAGGAUGAUUUCCUGGGCAGGACCAAAUUGGAUUUGGGCAUUGUGAAAAAAUCCAUAGUUGUUGAUGAUUGGUUCACUUUAAAAGACACAACAUCAGGAAAGGUUCAUUUCCGACUCGAGUGGUUGACUUUACUGCCAAACACAGAUCGACUUGAGCAGGUGAUGAAGAGGAAUGAAAGCAUUAGAAGUAAGGCUGGUGAUCCGCCUUCUUCUGCCAUCUUGGUGGUGUAUCUAGACAAGGCUGAGGCACUUCCUAUGAAAAAGGGAAAUAAAGAGCCCAAUCCCAUGGUUCAGUUGUCUGUGGAGGACGUCACAAGAGAGAGCAGGACUUGUUACACAACCGUUGACCCAGAUUGGGAGGAAGCCUUUACCUUCUUCAUUCACAAUCCUCACAAGCAGAACAUUGACAUUCAGGUGAAGGACGCUGACCGUGUGCAGACAUUGGGCAGUCUAACCAUCCCUUUGUCCCGCCUGCUGUCCAAUUCGAAUCUUUCGCUCGACCAGUGGUUCCAAUUGGACAACUCUGGGUCAGCCAGUCGCAUCUACAUCAACACAAUUCUCAGGGUCCUGUAUUUAGAUGAGGAGCGUAUUCCAUCUGAUGUGUCAUCUAAUCUGGAGGGUGGACUGUACAAACAGCUGCCCCAACAGACCUCCCCACAUCCUAGCUUUGCCACUGAGGGACUACUCAGAAUUCACCUGUUGGAGGGGCAGAAUCUUGUUCCAAAAGAUAACAUGAUGGGGGGCAUGGUGAAAGGCAAAAGUGACCCCUACGUGAAGAUCAACAUCGGGGGUGAAACAUUCACAAGUCAGGUGAUCAAGAGUAACCUCAACCCCACAUGGAAUGAGAUGUAUGAGGUUGUUCUCACCCAGCUGCCUGGCCAGGAGAUGCAUGUGGAGAUGUUUGAUAAAGACAUGGACAUGAAGGAUGAUUUCAUGGGCAGACUGAAGAUCAAUCUGAAGGACAUCAUUGAUUCUCAGUACACUGACCAGUGGUACACUCUCAAUGAUGUGAAGUCAGGUCGGGUUCACCUGGUGCUGGAAUGGGUUCCAACAUCCUCAGAGUCGGAGAGAGUUGACCAGGUUCUUCAGUUCUAUUCCAGAAAGUCCUACCAAAACAAGGCGGUCCCUUCAGCGGGCCUGCUAUUCCUCUUUGUUGAGCAAGCGGAUGGCUUACCAGUUAAAAAGAGCGGCAAGGAGCCAAAAGUGGGAGCUGAUAUUACUCUUGGAGAAAUGUCCCGUAAAACUACUGUGUGUGAUCGUACCACAUCACCCCGGUGGAAUGAGGCUUUCUGCUUCAUGGUUAAAGACCCCAGAAAAGAUAUGCUUGUAGUUAAGCUUUCACACAGCUGGACUUUGCCCAUUGGUUCCCUGGUGUUUCCCAUCAGAGAGCUGCUCUCUGAACCAGAACUGGUCCUGGACCAGUGGUUCCAUCUGGACGGAGCCACACCUGAGAGUCAGUUUCUUCUGAGGGCUGAGCUCAAAAUGCUGAUUCCUAGCAAAUGCCCAGUUGCCACUGAUAAGGCUAAGGUCAUUUCAGUGCCAGAACCUCCUGCUGCACCUGAAAAGGAAACAGAAACAGUUCUGAGGUCAAGUUCAGUGGACGCUCCUCCUGUGGAGACUAUAGUCUCCUCACAUGAGGAUGUUGACGUUAAGGAAACAGCAGCAGAUGUGAUUGAGGAAAAGGUUGAAGAAUCAGCCAGCUCUGCCAUAGCACUGCCUCCUCACACGUCUCCAGACCUCAGCUUCGCCAGUGAGGGGCUGCUGAGGAUCAUCCUGUUGCAGGCCCAGAGCCUGGUUGCCAAAGACAACAUGAUGGGGGGGAUGGUAAAGGGUAAGAGUGACCCCUAUGCAAAGAUAAGUGUCGGAGAGGUCGCGUUCAAGAGCAAAGUGAUCAAGGAGAAUCUGAACCCAGUCUGGAAUGAGAUGUAUGAGGUAGUGCUGAGGCCCCAGUCAGGACAGGAGGUGCAGGUAGAGCUGUUUGACAAAGACAUGGACAAAGAUGACUUCCUUGGCAGAUUCCAAAUCAGUGUGGCAGACGUCAUCAGUUCCCAGUACACAGACCAGUGGCACACCCUGAAUGAUGUAAAGUCCGGAUGCAUUCGCCUCAUACUGGAGUGGGUACCAGCAGUGUCCCACAGUGCAACCCUCGACCAAGUGAUGCAUUUGCAGUCGCUGCAGUCUUUCCAGAACAAGUCCGUUUUCACUGCAGCGCUGCUCUUCGUUUAUGUGGACAGAGCACACUCAUUGCCUUUUAAGAAAAGUGGAAAGGAGCCCAAGGCCGGGGUUGAGCUUGUUCUUGGUGACACAAGCUACAAAACCAAGGUAUGUGAUCGCUCCAAAUCACCUCAGUGGAGUGAAGCCUUUUACUUCUUGGUCCGUGACCCCAGAGAGGAGAUGCUCAUAAUGAAGCUGUCGAGUGCAUGGGAUAAGCCUCUGGGAUCUCUUGUAGUCCCUGUGAGAGAGCUGCUCUCUGAACCCCAGCUCGUCCUGGAUCAGUGGAUGCCUCUCGAUGGAGCUUUACCUGAGAGUGAGAUCCUUCUGAGGGCUGAACUCAAGAUCCUCAGCUCAAGGAUGAAUGAAGUGCCACAGCCCUCUGUGGCUGGUUCAGAGAAAGAAGAGACGCUCGUUUCAACCGAACAGACAUUUGAAGCAGCCAGUGAGGACAAGAAAAGCUCCGAGCUGCCAGCAGAUGAAGCUGUUUGUGCACCUAGCCAGUUCAAACACUUUGAAGCAGUAACAGCAGAAGAAGAAGAAGAAGAAGAAGAAGAUGCUCCUCCUGCUGAACCUGCAGACAUUCACAGCACUUCUGAUACAUUCCCUGUUGCCAUAGUCGAGGAACCAGCUGAUAUAGAGGAGCCUUCCUCUCAUUCAGACUUAGCAGCUAAAGGAGACUUUGAACCGCAGAAAAUACAAACAGAGGGAACUGGUUUGGGAAACCUUGCUCAGGCAACUGUGACUGGUCUUCCUGAUAACACUGUGGGUCCAGCAGACGUCCCACAAAUCCCAAAAGCCGGGAAAGUUCUUCCACCAAACACCAACCCCAGCCAGGACUUUGCAAAAGAGGGGCUACUGAGGAUCCACCUGCUGGAGGCACAGAGUCUGGUUGCCAAGGACAACCUGAUGGGGGGCAUGGUGAAGGGCAAGAGUGACCCCUAUGUGAAGAUCAAGAUAGGGGAUGUUGCAUUCAAGAGUCAUGUUAUCAAGGAGAAUCUCAACCCAACGUGGAAUGAGAUGUAUGAGGUUGUUCUUAAGGGAAACAGUUCCCAGGAGAUCAAGUUUGAAGCAUUCGAUAAAGAUUUCGAUUCUGACGACUUCCUUGGCAGGUUCAGUGUCAAACUUAAUGAGGUCAUGCGAUCCCAGUACACGGAUAAGUGGUUCACUCUGAAUGAUGUGAAAUCUGGUCGGGUUCACUUGAUACUGGAAUGGGUUCCUGCUGUGGCAAAUCCAGACAGACUGGACCAGGUACUGCAGCUUCAAUCUCUCCAGACUUAUCAGAACAAAGCUGUCCCCACUGCCGCGCUGCUCUUUGUCCACAUGGAGAGUGCUCAUUCACUACCUUUGAAAAAGAGUGGAAAAGAGCCAAAAGCAGGAGCGGAGCUUAUUCUCGGAGAAACAACCUACAAAACGAAUCUGUGUGACCGCAGUACCAGCCCUCAGUGGACUGAGUCUUUCUACUUCCUGGUUCAUGAUCCAAAACGUCAGAUGCUUGUAGUUAAGUUGUCCAGUGGUUGGGACCAGCCAAUGGGAUCGCUGGUUGUGCCUGUCAAGGAGCUGCUUGGAGAGCCACAGCUGGUUCUGGAUCAGUGGUUCUAUCUGGAUGGAGCUUUACCUGAGAGUCAGAUCCUGCUGAGGGCUGAACUCAAGAUUCUUGAAUCCAAAAUGGUGGAUAUGAUCAGUGAAGGGACUCUGCCCUGCUCUGCCUUAAGAUCAUUAUCUGGAAACGGGCAGGUGAAGCUGUCUCUAUCAUACGCCUUGCAGGAGAGAAAGCUCAGCGUCAUCGUUCAUGGCUGCAGGGGUCUGACAUCUCAAAGUAAGGAGGGGGUAGACAGCUAUGUCUCCCUCAUGCUGCUGCCCGACAGAAACAAGGCCAGCAAGAGGAAGACAGCAGUGAAGAAAAGAGAUCUCAACCCAGAAUAUAACGAAAGGUUUGAGUAUGAGCUCCCUGUGGAUGAGACGAGAUUCAGACGCCUCAGUGUAUCGGUGAAGAAUAACUCCGCCUCCUUUAGGAGUCGUGACGUCAUUGGACAGGUGCAGGUUGAGUUGGCCCAGAUGGACCUGACUUCUGGUCUUACAGAAUGGUUCAAUCUAAAAGAUGAAGAUGAAUAAUCGUUUUGCUCCCUGAUCUCAAAGUAAAAUGUCGAUGAUGAUGCUGAUGAUGAUGAUGUCGUCCCUCUGCUCAAUAAUGUUCCACUGCUGCAGCUCACACAGAUGCCUUCUCCUUCCCUCCUCUGCAUACACAACCACUGUGACAGCCUUACCUGCAUCCACCCAGAUCUCUGUAUUAGUACACAGUAUAGUGCAGAAAUCACUGCACUGUAUAUUCACACACAUCAGUACUCUCACCAAAGAUACAGUCAGUAUGCUGAAGUAGCUUCAUCAUAAGAGUAAAGUGCAAAUUCUCAUAAAUUUAAGAUCACUGUAUAUGAAGACAUGAUGAUUUUAAAAUUGGGUUCAGUAAGUGAAAGAUGGAAAAGUCAAGAAAGAACAAUGACUUAUUUUGUGGCUUUGUUUGCUGUAUUUUUUAUUAUUUUUUGCUGCAUGAAUGUUUUUAAUGUCUGCAUAUCUUGUUUGAAGUGCUGUAACAUUCUUAGUGUUUUUAUGUAUUGAUCAUGAUUGAUCAUGAAAGCUAAUGCCAUAUCAGUAUUUUGUUUACAUUUGGAGUUAUUUUAUUUUCACCGCACUUUGCUUUGUUUGUUUGAGAAUUAUUUUAAAGGUGAACUUUUAUUAUGUUUCUUUUAUACGAGGCAUGUAUAAGUUAUGCCUUUGUCAAAGAUAGAUUUUUUUUUUCUUGUUUGAUUGUGUGUAUAUUAUGACAGAUUAUGGAUCCAAUCAAAUGUGGCUGUUGAAAGAUGAUGACAAAAAUAAACAGAUUUUGCACAGCU